CUCGACUCUGCAUUUGCUUGUUUUGCUUGCUAUUGAUACUUCAGCUUUUGUCUUGUUUUUCUUCGCGCGAUUGAGUUCGAAGACAGCUACUUUAGAAAUGCCAAGUGUUCCAGAAGCAAGUGUCGAAAAGAAUGGAAAACUGUCGCGGUGAGGCGCCCAGCGGCCACCCGGAGCCCGCUCGAUGGCGAGCCGCUCAUGCUGGUUUGCAGCUGUUUUUCCGUUUGCCUGUUCAUCUGUGCAAGGUUUUUUCCACUCACCAACUUCGCUUUAUUAGAUUUUCUUCUCUGCAAGUCCCGCCAUUUCUGCGCGCGAUCCCGUCCAGCCGUGUUUUCCGUUGUCCCGCCCCCCCCCCUCUGAACGCGUAGGCGAGGUUCGUCUCUUUCUCCUCCGGCUUGUUGUUCGACGGCUCUUCCUCUUCAACAGGAAGGCCGCAACGCUGACGGCCGCUUCCCUCUCCAACCAGGUGUGACCGAGUCGCCGAUUCCUGAAGUCGCUCACCCUUGCCCCCUGCGAGCGGAUAAACGGUGGGUCGAAGCCUCGCGUUCGAGAAAAAUCGGCACUUUUCGAAUCCCAGACGAUCCACCCAACGCAGGCGGCUUGACACGAGUGAAAGCCGAGGAGUUUGCGACCCCACACCGCGGUGGACAACGCGUGCAGGUCUCUCGGAGAUCAACCGUCGAAGGAGGCGUCGCGUUUCCUAGCAAACUCUGCAGUGUCUCUGAAGGAGACGGAAAGCCGGCGUCGCCUCUUUCGCUGCAGACACCGCGAUGGCCAGCGACGCCUUCGGCUCGCCGACGCGCGACUCUCCGUCAGCUUCGCCUGCGGUUCGCCCCCCCACCUGGUCCCAGGAGUCCGUCGUCGAGGUCUCCGCUUCCGCUGCGUCUUCGGAUCUCCAAAAUGCCAGCAGUGAGAAGAUGCGACGAGAGUCUGCGCGAACCGCGCUUGUCGUCAACUCCGAAGAAAAAGGGUAUGCAGCCUUCGCAGCCGAUCAACGCGCCUCCGGUCCUCCCCGACUUCCCUGCCUCGCGUCUUCUUCGCUUCACACCAUAGCGCCCAACAGUUCACACGACGAGGCUGAAGAGCUGUGCCUAAACGAAGCGGUUGAAAGGCUGUGUCGGACAAAAGCGGUUGAAGAGCUCUGUUUCGAAGAAGAGAGUGGAAAGCUCAGUCGGGAAGAAGAAAUCGCUUUCCACCAUCGAGAGGAGGGGAGUGAGGAACUGGGGUUCCAAAAGGAUCAUGCAGAUGACAGAGAAGAAGACGCAGUGAAUCUCCCGACUCAGCUUGUUCCAUUCCACACUCCAAGGUUCACGAGCAGGCGCUUCAGAGGCGCAGAAGCCGACUCCCCAGACACCUGGCUCGGGCGUACGGACAGCAGCCGCGAAGACGCGCUGAACGCAGCGAGGGUGAAUCACGCAGCUGAGCUGCAUGCUCGCUCGCCGGCUUGGACGCCGCGAGACGCGCCAGAGACGCCAGUGGAACGAACGCAUGAAUCUCCGGUUUCGAAAGCGAGCAGCGAGCAGCUGUCGCCCCCUCAAAGGACGGAAGGGAUCGAUCUCGCGGGAGAGCGAGAAGGCAACUCGACGGCAAUCAGCGUCGAAUGCAGAAGCUCGAGAGAGCGAAACAACGCAGAAGGAAUCUCAACAGAAAGGUGCUCAAGAGAAAAAAGCGUAGGAGGAAGGCAGUGGAGGAAGCGUGGAAAUUCCAUGACGACUGCAAGGUACGUCGGAACCAGCAAGUCAGAUCCUGGUAGGAGUCAUAGUCCUCGGACUGUCCCUCAAGAAAGAACCUCAGAGGCCUCGGCAAGCGUCACAGAGUCUUCUCCAGCCUUCUCUCGUGGUAACCCAGAGGGGGGAAGGCGAAUCGCAGAUCAGUCGCGAACAGAGGAAGGAAACGCGGAAGGCGACGUAGCGCGCAGUCGUUCAGAAGCUCUGAGUCUCAACAACAGACAAGAGGCAGACACAGAAGAAAGGACAAAUUCUCUCUCUGUUCACGUUCACGAAGAAGAUCGACGUUGCAGCCUCUCUCCUGGCUCCUCUAGAGAGGACGCCAGGGCGCGGGUGCAGAGCAAGGCUCUUUCCGACAGCCAGACAGCGAGCAAGCAGACGAUCAUGCAGACGUCUCGUCCUCUCUGCGCCUCCUCGGAGACAGAGGCUGCAGGCAGCCUUGCCAAGGCUGGCGAUCCCUGGGUGAAGAGGAGAGACGGCGGCUGCCGACGGAUAAUGGGGGACGGACACAAGCGAGAACGGAGAGCAAAGGAGGACGAGGAGACAGACGCGCGAAAACGAGACACGAGAGAGAGGAAAGAAGAAACAGAAGGAAGGAGAAGUGACGUCUCUCGUGAGAGGCAGGUCAGUGGAGAGCGAGGAGAGCGCGUCGACAAGGCAGCAGAGGCAACAGGCGCUGAAGCUGAGACCAGAAGAGAGCGAAAGCGCCGACGGCUUGACCCUCGAAGAAACCACGACCAUGCUUCGCAUGCGUCUGAGUCGUCGGAAGAAGACGGUUCGUUCCACUCCGCCGACGCGUCUUUUCGUUCAGGUGUAGAGACACUGCUGUCUCUGCUGUCUAGACAGCGAAAGCAAAUUCGCGCUCUGACUCAGCAGGUGAACGCGAUGACACGCGUGCAGCAGCUUCAAGAAGGCGAACUCGCGACUCUCCGCAAACGCAACGAGGUCGUUCUUUCGCUUCUUUCCAACGGUCCGUUCUCCAUGCAUGCGCCGAAGAGAAAGCGAACUCCUUUGCUCGCAUGUCGCAGAAGCGGCUCCGGGUCUGGCAAAUGGUAUUGCUCUGAAGGUUACGCAGAUUCGCCGCUACCGACAGAAAAAGAGUCUUGUCUUAUGGCUUGCUUCCAGCCUCACACUUUGUCUCUCCAUUCGCCGUCUCUCGCCUCCGACUCUCGCGCGCGGGCAUCUGUAGGUGCCUCUGUCUCUGCCGCUCUGCAUGCGUCGUGGGAUUCUUCCGAGGUCCGGGCUCCUCCAUCUCACUGUGAAGCUUCUUCCAUUUCUCCAGCUCGUUUCCAGUCCACUCCUGUCGCUUCCUCGACUCUCGCUCCUGCUCUCAGUUCGUCUCCUUCCUUCUCUCUCCACUCAUCGCAGCCUUCUUCCUCCUCGUCCUCUUCCUCUCUUCAGUCUUCGUCCGCCACAUCGUUUUCUUCCUGUCUCCAGUCUACCUCGUCUUCUUUCUCGCCUUCCGCUUCUUCCUGUCUCGACCCCUCAGAUUCGCCUGAGGCUCUGCAUGCGACCGCCUGCCGCGACUCCAUGUGCAGAAAAUCUGUCAAUCCCUUCCAAGGCUGUCUUGGAGAGUCUGGAGCCUUCGGUGGGGACGAGGGAGAAGGGGCGCAACGCAUGCGCGAACCAUCUGGUCAGGUGAGCCCGUUGCAGACGAAGGAGGCAGAUGCGUCGGCAGCUACUCGUGAGGAGAACAAGGAGAACGAAGCAGUUUGCGAAGGCGAGUCGGACAGACGGAGAUGCGUUUUCAAACCGAGUUUGUUGCAUGCCUCCGGGGCGCAGCAGCGUCGACCAGACACGGCAAAGCGAAGAGAGACGGAAACGCCGCAUGCAGUCCACCUUCCUGCCCCUCCAGGCAGAACGUCUCGGCCUGCCGACGGCGCAUGUACCGUGUCUCUGUCUCCUCGUCUCUCGUCUCCUUCCCCUUGCAGUCAUGUUUCUUCUUUCUUCUCUCGUGGAGAGCAGCUGCGCAACGCAUCCCCAGUGCCGAGAGAGAGAAGCGACGGAGUGCAUCCGCGUUCGCCGGCAGGACAGGAACCUCGGCUCCCUCGGCGAACGUCGCAGGACCUCUGCGAGAGAAGGCGGUCUGUCACUCGUGAGUGCAAAGCGCCCAGUGCAGGUGGCGAGCACGGCGAAGCAGAGCGAGAAAGUAGGGGAAGUAAGAGAGACAGAGAUCUUCGCGGUUGCGAGCGAACAGGUGGAAUUCGCGAAAACUGCCGGUGGGCAGGAGAGUCUUGCUCAGCGGACGGGAACGCUAUUUGCGAAGAGAAACGAAGAAAAAGAGAAGAAGGACGUGACGCUGCCAGAGACAGGAACCGAGAAGGCCAAGAGCGAGGAGAAGACAGAGGAAUGGGGAAGGUGAGCGGUAUGGAGGAGAGAACCAAGAAGCGCGCAUGCAAAUCUGGGGCUCCGUGUUGCAGGAGAAGCGAGUCGGACGAGGCUGGAAAAGAGAACUCGUUAUGUCGACACCGGGGGCGAACUGGAGAAGUGAGAGAAGUCGAGUGUCUCUCUUUUGUCGAAAAACUAAGCGAACCGCGAGGGGGACAAUCGGCCGCAGCAGCCUUCCUCAGCUCCCUGGAGAAAGCGACAGAAUGGGGUGGAGCGCGCGAGUCGGAAAACGAAAACGCCCGGAUUCGUCCAGUGGCUCAGGAGGUGCAUGCCGACGAGCCGAAAGACGCGGCGAAGCCGCAGGUGACCAGACACCUCGAGGAAGAGAAUCGGCAGUUCAGAGUCUCGUCCAGAAUCCGGCCGCAGCACCGUCUUGGAAGAGAAGCGGAGCGAGACAGAGAAGAGUUCGUGGAAGAAGAAGAGUUGGAGAAAGAAGAAAGAGUCGAAGACGGGCAGAUGAAGUCCACUCUUCCUGCGCCUCACCAGAGAGGCGAGAGCGUCACAGGCGCUGAGGCACCUGGUGUACGUCCGGUCGCGGAACAGGAAAGAAAGAGAACAGCCGAAAUAGAGGGUUUGGGCGGAGACAUCCGUUUCUGGUCAGUGCGGGCUGCUCCCAAGAGGACGGCAAAAGAUGAGACUUUUUUCCGCGUUUCGAGGUCGCGGUUUGACGUCGCUUCUUCCGACAAGACGUCGCCGGAUGGAGAGCUCCGAAACAGCAAAGGUCUCAGAGGCAACCGAAAAGACCGAGAAGGCAGAGGAAGUCUCGGAUCGAAGGGGAAGAGUGGAGACGGAAGGUGCGAACCGCGCGAGUUGUCUGCAGCGACAGCGCCUCGGCGGGGAUGUUCACGCAAAGGCGCAGUCCGAAGCUCGGCUCUCCUCGCCCUGAGGGAGAGACAGCGCAGGUGGGAGAGUCUCCCCAGAGUUCGCUUGCUGGCGCCUGAACGCAGAGUUCGACUCCAAAUGCCUGGGGCAGACUGCUCACAGUGUGCCCGCUUCUACUCCAUGCUGCAAGAAGACCUUGCUGCAGAAGUUAGCGGCCGAACGAAGGCCAGAGGGGGAGAGAAUAAGGAAGAAGACAAAGAAGAAAAGGAAAGAGACAGAGGAGGGAAUGGGCAAGAAGAAGGAGAAGGGCAGUGCCCAGAUUUCUUGGGGAGAACGCGGGAAGAUGAGAGGGGGGAAGGCGACAGCGGAAAGGCGAGUGGGAGAGCAGGAAGCGGCAGAGAGCUCGGGAGACUGUGUCUCGUUCAGGAGAGAAGACAUGGAAAUGUUCCGGUCAUGUCUGAGUGUCGUGGUUUCUCCGAGUCUCGUGUGGACUCCGCGAAAGAUCUCGGAGCUUCGCAAGGAGAGCCGGAGGAGUCUCUCUCUGCCGACGUAUCUCUUCUUUCCGUGAGAGGAAGCGAGAGAGAGACAAGUAGAGAGACAGGUAGGUGGAGUGAGGCUGCUUCCUCAGCUGGCGACCGGAAACGCGUCUCUGGCCAGGACGCGAGUCGAAGUUCUGUUCCAGUGACUUCUGACUCGAGUUCUUCUUCAACUUCUCGUGCACGUUUCUGGCUGUCCGGCCCUCGCUCGCAUGCUUCGGCUGUCGGCAGAGGCGAGGCGACAGCCGAAGGAGAAGCAGGAGGCGGCAAGGAGACAACCCAGGAGACAAGCGAAUGCAGGUGGCGUGGGGACCUUCCCGAAAGCUCGCUGUCGCCUGUGCCUGCUCUGCCCAGAGAGAAGAGGCGCCCAAGAGAACUCGGGAGGAAAGGAGAGAGAAAGAAAGCGCAAGAUGAGAGGCGAAAUCGGGAGGGGAGGCCGACGGCGGCAGACAGUGACGGGAGGGACGAGACGCGCCAAGACAGAAAGAGAGAGCAAGCGAAACAAAAAGGAGAGAACAGUGAAGGACGACGAUGGCAAGUGUGUUCGUCCCUUAACCGAGAGCUGCUUGGCGCAUCAAGGCACAGAUACUUUGCUCCGCCGCCCAGCACUCCGAAGGGAUUCUGGGACUUCACCACUUUCUCUUCCCCCGUUCGGUCGAGAGAGACGAACGGCGAUUUGACCGAGCGAGAAGAGAGAGCUUAGGAGAAGAGAGGGAAGAGCGAGACUAGAAACAGAGGGAGGUGAUGGACGCAUACAUCUUCCGAAAAGUCUGGAAGGCAGCUACCGUGAACUGAAGGUUCUUCGCCUCGUGGUGGGGGCGGCAGAAGCGUAAACGCUUCUUCGCCUCUCGCUCUGCGUUUUCGUGACCCACGAGUUCAGCUCCGCUUUUUAAAAAUCCCUAGACAAGGUUUCCUUCAACCAACUCUCGAGUUCCCUUAAAGCAGAUCCAUUCACGGAAUUUUACGGUAGGCAAUUAGCAUGUGUCGUCAACUGUGAGAAGGCAGCUUAAGCCAUUUCUGUUUCUUCGAUUUCCAAUGGACAGGGCUGGAUCGCAAUUACACAUUUUCGCCGCGAGACUUCCUCGCCGAGGCCUCGCAUGCGUUUAGUCUUAAGAUUGAGCAGUCUGUCAAGUUCUUGUGCUUCCUCCACCUUCGACUGUUUACCACUCCACUGGAGUCUGUCGUUCGCGUCAUCAGCGAGAGAAAGCAGCCUCUGUGAGACGUCCUCCCAUUGAGGACAGCACUGCUCUUUCGAGUUUUACGGGAGAACAGAGGUCUCCGAAGUCUCAGGAGGAAGAAUGAGUCUUUCACAACGUGGCUCUUUCUAAAUUGCACGUCGCUUUGAAUUAAAGGGUGAAAUUUGUGCUAAAAAAACCACCAUGGUGCAGGAGUAGCUCGGUUCGCCAUGAGCAACCGAAAACAUCAGACCCACUUUCCCUGGUCACUCUCUCUCGCGUGUCUCCGACCGGCCGUCGGUCGAGAAGAGAAUACACUCUCGAAAACAGGGUCGCGUCCAAAAACUUCUCCCCGCUGUGGAUCCGCGGUGGUGAAGAGCUCAAAGAGACAACAGAGAAGAAAAGAAGAACGAGGGAACAGAGUUUAGGUGUAUCACCGUUCACGACUGUCGGACUAGACUCCUGUUAGUUCACUGAAGGCCUCUUGUCAGCAGUAGAUUUGCGUCCAGUUUCAACAAAAGAAAGGGUAUUUUCCACAUGCAGUUCGUGUCUAGUCUUCAGAGGAGAGUUCUCCACGCGCUGUUGAGAACCGCGGUGCUCGACUGGACGGCUCUGCCCUCCACGUUUGCCGUGCUCGUCUACCACGCAGAGUGACAAGAAGAAAUCUCAGCCGCAGAGUGAAAUAAAGAAAUCUGAUCCAAGAGUGAGGAAAAGAAAGUUCGACCAAAGAGUGAGAUGAAUUAGUGGAACGCAGACAGAAGAUAGAGCGUUGAGUGCAAACAGCCCAUCGCAUGCCGCCCAAACUAACAAAGGCUGUCUCUGAAGACGCCGACACACGAGCCA
Molecule: messenger RNA, 7488 nt
Organism: Toxoplasma gondii ME49
Lineage: Eukaryota; Apicomplexa; Conoidasida; Eucoccidiorida; Sarcocystidae
Exons: 1
Coding region: 768-6173 (1801 amino acids)
Source: RefSeq, a predicted model, not a curated record